Messenger RNA from Styela clava, 1381 nucleotides. RefSeq lists its product as uncharacterized. The record is from RefSeq and is a predicted model, not a curated record. NCBI's taxonomy places the organism in Eukaryota, Metazoa, Chordata, Ascidiacea, Stolidobranchia, Styelidae.
GAGUGUUUCCGACUGGGAAAAUGUUGAAAUCGUGCAAAGCGAUAAACCGAGAGCGUGGUGUAACAUUAAUUUUAAACUAAACAAUAUGAAGACCACAAGCGUGAUGACUCAAUUUCUUGUUUGUAUGUUGCUAUACGGUCUUAUUCUGCAGUGCCAAUCUUCAAAAAUAUCAAAAGAACAAAUCAAGCUGGAACAGUUCAAAAACGAAGAUAACACGUUUCACUUGAUGGAGAAACGAUCAACAAAUUCAGAAAUUGAAACGUUGGAAGAUUCAGAAGAACACAGAACGAAAAGGAGCCUCAACUCGUUUUGGCGAUACAUUUGUUCCAAAAAGCCUUGCUUGAGAAAAUGUCGAGAAUAUCGUCGACCCUUAGCACGUCCUUAUCGUGGGAAAAACCGUCUGGUGAAAUGCUGCAAACGAGGUAUUCUGCAAAUGAAUUAUUGCAGACUGUAUGAAAUGGUGAUGUGAAAGAAGCUCCUCAACAAAAUAUGUAAAUGAAACUGACUUCGCUUUCGCUUAGUUUUGCAGACCAUGUUAUAAGACUUUACUUGAUGACGACAAUUUACAUAGAUAUAAACUUACUUCAAACAUGUGGAAAUCAAUGUUUUUUACACGCCUAUAUAUUCUUCAACAUUUUAAUGUUUUGUCGAUAUACUAUUAUUUAAAAUUUAGGGCAGAGAUGAUUGUAAAUAAUAAACUCCUUUCACGUUCAGAUCCUUCCGGUCCAAUUCAACAAAGUACAAGUCUAUGCACCAUUUAGUAUAUACGUUUUAAUUCAGAAUUUCAGCUUUUAAUUUAUCUAAAUCUAAAAACUCAUAUUAAUAAAUGAUGACAUUAAAUGUUAUUUUUUUUUUACCAAGCACAUCCUUUUGUCUGUAUGGCCAUCGUAUUUAUUGCAUUUACUCGAUGAAUAGUUUAAUAUUCUUCUACUUUUUGUAAAAUAUCUACAAUGACUAGUGUAACUUAGAUCAUAAUUAGAAGCGGCACUGAAGUGAUAACCCGUCAUAACAUGACGUCACACUUUAAGAUGGCGUGAGUACAGAGACCUUGUCCAACGACAAAGUUCCCCAUAACCAACCUUGCCCCGACCUAUGAUCGACCUAUGAUAAUCUGAAUAUGGAAGUUUUCAGUCCCCAAGAAAUCACUCUGUUGUUGGCCACAUUAGAUUCAUUUUACAUUGCUGAUGCGUGGCUUCUGAUUCCUAUAAAUUUUUCUAAUAUUUUUAUUUUAUUUGAAAACAACCUCGCCAAAAUACUAUUGCAUAUUAAGAUGCUAAAAUUCCGAUAGCAUAAAUGAACCAAAUGUAGGUUCUUUGUAAAGACCUUUGUAAAAAGCCUAUUUAACAAUAUACGUUCUGUUAUGACACAUAUUGGCAGCAUG